This is a messenger RNA of Anneissia japonica, 8305 nucleotides long. RefSeq lists its product as uncharacterized. Gene Ontology annotation, molecular function: calcium ion binding. The record is from RefSeq and is a predicted model, not a curated record. The transcript has 20 exons. Lineage: Eukaryota; Metazoa; Echinodermata; Crinoidea; Comatulida; Comatulidae. The coding region runs from base 50 to 7696 and encodes 2548 amino acids.
UGUUAAACGACGAAACGAGUGAAGUUGUGAUUGACUGUCCGGAACGUAGAUGAUAAUGUUCUUAGAUGCAGUUGUAUUCCUUUCGGUUGCUCAGCUCAUUUUCUCCGCUCCUCGUGAAGGAGGUGAGAAUGUCUGCAGUACGGUGGUAACAGUGGUAACACAUCCAGUUACUUACUACUACUACUAUUCUCAGACGCGAGGCUCCAGAGCAUGUGGUUUUCUCGGUUGGAGUCGCUGUACUACUUACGGUCAGCAACGUCACCGCGGAAUGCAACGACAGACUCACAUAACCUACUCAACGAAUUACUUUUGUUGCAAUGAAUGGGCUGAGGAUGGACUAGGAGGCUGUCCUAUUCCACUAUGUGUACCAGAAUGUGGUGCUGGUGGUACUUGCGUGUCUCCUAACAACUGUUCGUGUUUCUCUGGCUUCGAAGGACAACAGUGUGUAGACAUUUAUGAAUGUAAUGACAACAACGGUGGGUGUCAACAUCUCUGUAUAAACACUGAAGGAAGCUACUAUUGCCAAUGUUAUAUGGGGUACGAUGAGGUAAAUGGGCAUUGCGAAGCUGCUUGUCAUCCACCAUGUGUUCACGGCGAGUGCAAGUCUCCAGAUUACUGUGAGUGUGAGGACGAUUAUGUCGGCGCCGACUGCAGUGAUAUUGAUGAAUGCAGGCACAACAAUGGUGGGUGUGCCCAGAUAUGCAAUAACUUUCCCGGUGGAUUUCAAUGCGAAUGUAUUCCUGGGUACGCAUUGUCGAUGCUUACGGAAUGUUUACCCGUUUGUGAACCACCAUGCGAAAACAACGGUCGCUGCACCGGCCCCAACUACUGCGACUGCCCUGAAACAUAUUUUGGUGACAUAUGCGAAAAAGAUAUUGAUGAAUGUUUCAUAAACAAUGGAGGCUGUGAGCAUAAUUGUGACAACUUCCCUGGAUCGUUCAGCUGCUCGUGUUAUGAUGGGUUUGCUGGCACAAGUAAUUGCACCGAUAUCGACGAAUGCACCUUCGCCAAUUGUCACAAUUGUACCAAUGCACCUGGUAGCUUUGAGUGUAUUUGCAAAGAGGGGUAUGAAGCAUUCGAUUUUUAUAACUGUGAAGAUAUUGAUGAGUGUUUAGAUGGUACAGCUGGAUGUACCCAACGUUGUUCCAACACUGUUGGCAGUUUCAUAUGUGAUUGCUAUGACGGCUGGACAUUAAAUCCUGAUGAAAAAAGCUGCACUGCCAAUCCAUGUGUUGACAUUGGAGUACCUUUUGACGGAACACGCAACUGCACUGGUUUCACAACUGGAGAGUCAUGCGUCUUCGAAUGUGAAUGGAACUAUCGACUUUUGGGAUCUAAUAGGCGAGAGUGCUUACCUAACGCCGUUUGGGGAGGUCAAUUAACACAAUGUGCAGAGAUUCUGUGUCCUGAACUGUCACUACCCAAUGGUUACAUCUUUUAUCCGUGUGAAAACAAUGUUGGCAGUCGUUGCAUGUUUGGCUGUGAUUUGGGUUACUUCUUAGAAGGAGAUAGUAUUACACAGUGUCAACUAUCUGGACUCUGGAACAAUUCUGCUUCAGUAUGUAAAGAAAUUCAGGUGUGCUCACCAUCUCCAUGUGUAAAGGGUGUCUGUCGCCCAUCUGAAAAUGAGGCAAACAGGUAUUUCUGCGACUGCACAGGAACCGGCUACACGGGAACAAACUGUGAGGAUGGUUUCAUAACAACACCUAAAUGGCCUGAGAUAUGGGUAGGCCAUGUCUACGAUGAUUUGGAAUUUAUUGCUAAACCAAUGCAAACACUCAUAUUAACAAUCAUGGCCAAUCCAAGUAAAGUUGUCGUUUACCCAACUGAACUAUAUUUUACUCCCAAAUCGAAUAUCCAAACCGUUUCUAUUCAAGGAGUUAGUCAGGGGUUUACGCAAAUUACGUAUGUUUUGAGAGGUAAAGGAGCAACUGAAUUCAAAUCUCUAAAUGAUGACGAGCUAUUUGUGUUUCAAAAUAAUACACAUACUAAUGGGUAUGUCUACGGAACACAUUUUACACCAGGUUUUCAACUUCCGUCUGGGUGUUUUGAGCUGUCGGAUGAGUCUAUAUGUUUAGGCCGUGGUGCACAAUUUAGAUCAACCGACAAAUGGAAGACAACGAAGGCAGCUGCUCAAACUACUGGUGUGGUUUCUAUAGCAACAAACUCAUUUGAACUCCCAAUUAAUCUUAUCGGAUACUCAACUACAGGUAACGGGAAAACAAUUGCUACUUCCUUCACCAAUUGUCAAAGUCAAGGCCUAACAGUGGAUGUAAUUCAAGAAUUUGUUCAACAGGAGUCAUUUUAUCGUAACUAUACACGGCAACUGGAACACAUUCUUCCUGAUUGGAUCACUUUUAUAUCAGUCAACAUAGAUCCAAGAAAUUCUAAAACAUCAUUUUCAACAUCGAUCCUUAGGGGAAAUGAGGUGAAAUCAACCGAAUGGUGCACAUUUGCACCCGUCAUCAAUGAUGGUCAGUAUUCCGUAUAUUUACUCUACAAGGCUGAAUUAACUGUUGGGGGCAGACAUGUAACAUUACCACUCCCGCCAUACAAAGGAAAAUACUGCUUUAUUGUGGGUGUGUGUAACAUCACUUCGGGGACGGUUAUGAUGAUGUUUCCCGAAGGUUCAAGAGAUAUUAUGAAAUUCGUCAAGGAUAUAAAUGUCGAUGAUUCCCUCAAAGUUGAAAUCAAUGGUCUUGCAUUUUCUACAACCGAAAAGCUAAAUCCAAAUGGUCGAUAUGGUCAACAAGACGAUAACAAAAUCAGCAUCUUUGUCAAUCUUCAGUACGCAUACAAUAUUAACCAAACAGUGUCUGCAAAGCUCGAAGGUAGUGGGGAUAUUCAUGUGACACUAGAGGAUAUAACCCAACUAUUUAGUCACUUGUUCACACAACGAUGGAUGUUACAGCAAUUUGGUGAAUCCAAAGUUAUACUGUUCUGGAAAGUGCUUGGUGAAGACGUAUCAUUGGAUUUCAAGUCGAACCAAGUGAAUAAUCCAAUAUUAAAUGCUAACUUUGGCAAUCUUCCUUCUGGUCGAAAUUCAUAUACAAGUGGAAUAGUAAUAGAGUCAUCAACGUCACAGGGUGUUUUUGAUGAUACGGCAUUUUCAUGGCUGCUUAAACCUCAGAAUAUAGGGUCACCAGCAGAGGUUUUCGUAUAUUAUGACUUGUCACCGAGUCUUUCCAUCCCAUCUGACCUUAAGAGCGUAACAGAGAUUGUUAAUAAACUGCAAGACAUGCCGACACAAUUAUCUACAUUAGCUGAAAAUCUAUUGACAUCUGGCUUUCACGAUAUGUAUUCUACUAUUCUAUCUACAACCAGUUACUUGAAUGAUACAAUUAACAGUUAUUUCCAGGUAUUGUCUGGAGAGGAGAUAAAGUCAAUUGGUAACUCUUUGUCUGAGUUGCGUAUACAAUGUAAAGGAAGUCUGAAGGCGCUUCGUUACGUAAACGACACGCUUUAUAGCAACUCAAAUAUCCAAUAUAAUGAUUUUAAAGGAGAUCUCCAUAACAUAACACAUCAACUAGAGAAACUCUGCAAUCAAGCUCUCAUUGAAUUGCAGAAUGUUUUUGUUCACGAAACAACAACAGGAUCUGGCUUUCGUAUGACGUCUGAAGUCUGCUUGUCGUCGUAUCUUUGUUUUCCAUCGUUAAAAGUGGAAGUAUCCAUGUCAAAUUCAAGCUGUCAAGAGUGUACUGAGCUACAAAUUGAUUCCAGUAUAUCAACAAUUUGUAUAAGAGGCAAAUACGCAGCCAAAGAAAUGCUGAAUCGGUUUGUUACUAUCCCUACCAAUGCUAAAUUUAGUUUAGCAUUGCAAUCCAAUGUAAAUCAUUGGUCAGGAUGUAUACCAGUACUCACAAACAUCUUUGGGAUUGAGCAAAUGACGACGUUGCACCUGACGAUGUCAGGAACAUAUUUUUACUUGACAGGAAAGCUGUGGGGAUUAUUUGAUAUGGAAGGAUUUGUUUCUUCAGAGUUGGAUUCUUUUGAAUCGAUGGUACUACAUGUGAAUGGUAACUUUUCUGUUGAAGGUCCAUUCUCUUUAGGAAGAAUUAUCAAAGACAAAAUUAUCACACUAUCCCAGAAAUCAUUAGACGACAGCGAACGAAGACUGGAGCAAGGGGUUAAAUCAGUCGCAAUCGUAGAAUCACGGUUAAAUGUGGUUUUAGAAGAAGAACGUUUGAAAAAGGCAAAAGCUGACAAAGCGAGAAAACAAUAUGCUUCUGCAAAUAACGAUCUUCUAGUGGCAAAUAAAAAUGUCGAGCGUGCACGUGACUUAUUGGAGGACCAACGUAAUUAUACACAGGAGAUAGAAGACUAUUUGAAUUCCGUAUGUGAAGUGCGUGAAUGCAGAGGAGUAUGUCUACCUGGAAGUACAAUUUUCACUGUUAUUGAAGAUGUUUAUGCGUAUGUGCCGUAUGAAUGUUGUGAUGAGAGAACGGAAUCGGCGGUUGUGUUAGAAACAACUACAUGUUGUAAAACUUGCCGAGGUACAAGAGCUGUAAGAAGAUCUUUUUUUGGUUUAAACCCAUUUAGGUUCGUAUUCACUGGGUUUUCACUUGUGACUGGCUUAUUAAACUUUGGACGACGAAGGUGUUAUUCAAGGUACACCUGUUGUAACGUUUGCAGAAAACCUGUUGAAAUCAGCGUUAUGUACACGUCAUGUAGUACAUGCGUUCAUUAUCAGAUUGUAGGUCAAGUAGAAAAGAUUGAAACGGAAGAGGUUGCUUGUAGUACGCAGAUGCCCGAUGCUAACUGUGUGCGUAGUAAUGAACAAUGCCGAAAAACACGAAACCGAUUAUUUGACCAACUAAAACUAACAACUCCAGAUCUUUCAUCAAUUAUUGAAGAGUUGGAUAAUGCUGUCCUACGUGCAUCACUUGCCGAAGCAUCAUUGAAUGAAGCAGUAAUCAAACUACAAGACGCAGUUAGUCAACACGAAGAAGUGUUGAUUAGAGUUCAGUCAUUGCAGGCACAUCUUAACAAUACGCAAAAUGCGCUCAACGAAAUAAAUGCGAACGUCAAAGCAGGCUUGGCCAUAAGGGAACUUCAAAUCAACGGAUCAAUUGAAGGAAGUUUGGAGUUCAAGGGACUUCAAUUUGAUAUUGACUUAGUUGGAGAGGAAACUACGGUAAUUCCAGUCGUAUGUCAUCUCAGUCUGGCGGCCAUUCCUGUACAGAUUCAAAUUCAUAUUGAUCUCAAAAAUUUAGAAUACUCACUUGAAAAUGCUGCACUGUUUAUGACAGAAGAACUGUUUGGUGAUAUAACAAGGUCCGUCAGAAGAAGAAGAGAAGCGAGUCAAAGACGAAUCGGGCUUGUCCAUGGUCGAAAUAGACGUGGCACUAUUACAGUUAUUGAACAACCACCGAUGAACAGUGUAAGCUAUAAUUUGGUAAACAGCACUUUAGACUAUAACAUAAGCAAAACAAUUUUGAGAGAUCAAAAUGUUGUUCAGAAUGAGGCAAGAUGCAAGGACUUCAAUGAUAUUCUAGGUUUCGUCGAGCACUCUUUUGAUACACUAUUAGAGGUUGCAAAUAUUAGCAAAGUAACUAAUGUACCAGCGUUAGAAAAUGUAGACAACUUUCACAGUGAAUACAUUUAUAAUUUAUCAAUAUCAUCAUCCAACGUUGUUAAUGGCAGUGCUGCCUUCCAGUAUUUUAACUUAACUAUGAAUGAUAUAAAAUACCUAAACAGCAGUUUAGAUGAUGGUCUUAUACAUUAUAAUUUAUCAAAACCAACAUCGGAGGCUGUAAAUACCAGCGCUGCCUUGCAGUAUUUCAAUUUGACUGUGGAUGAUAUACAAUAUCUAAACAGCAGUUUAGAAACUGGUCUUGAGCAAAAUGCUUUGAUAAAAGUUAUUUACUCAGCGAAAAUAAAAGCAAACAACACAAAGUCAUUGCUAGAGGUUGACGAUGUUCUCUCAAGGUGGGAAGUUGUAAUGGAAGAAUACACACGUAAUUUUAGUGGACUCGCUGAUUGUGAGGGAUUUCAUGACUGUUUAACAACUGAAUUGAUCGCAUUGAAAUAUUUGUCUGAAAAUCGCCAAAUUUACCAGAAGGUUAUAAUAUUUGAUGAAUAUAUAUCAACACUUUUAGAUAAAAAUACAUUGAAUGUCAAUGAAGCUCUAACAGCAGCAACGAAUGUACUCAAUCAGAUAUAUUUUCUUCAAAAUAAUAAUGACAUAUGUUUAAGAAAGCCCACCAUUACUAAACAUCCAGUAGCUGAAAUUGUGGCAGUCGAAGGAAAUGACGUUAUUAUAACUUGUCUGGCAUCGGGGUACCCAUCACCAACAUAUAGUUGGAAGUUUAACGGUGAAACACUGAGUGGUAGGCAUACAAAUUCACUUCUACUGAAGCAAGUGAACGCCUCUGAUUCUGGUGCGUACACUUGCCAUGCCAGCAACAAAGUGACGUCAGUUCAAUCUGAGCAAUGUGAGCUUACUGUAGAGUUUGUACCAUCGAUUAUCGAGCAUCCACAAGACGCUGACAUCGAACAAGGAAAUCCUGAAGGCAUAUUCUUCACUUGUGAAGCUUCAGCUCUUCCUUUACCAAACUAUCAGUGGUACUUCCAGGCUUCAUUAACAUCAACCAUGAAAGCCAUCGCAGGUGAGAAUGCUUCUGGUAUUGAGAUAUUAAGUCCAAUAUUUAGUCAAGAAGGAUGGUAUACAUGUGAGGCAUGGAACACACACGGAAUGCAGAUGUCAAAUCGUGCAAAACUAAACGUUCUAGGAGUAUCUAUACCGGAGUUCUUCAGUGAUAUUACGAUUACGCUUUAUCAAUUAGACGGAUCAAACUCGACUCAUACAAAUGAGUCUUUGAUUAAUGUUAUUUCAGAGGUCAUUGGGGAUGACGAACCAGAACUCGCACUUCUUAACUAUAAAGAAUUUAGUCCUGUUGGGAAGACAUUUUUAACUGAGAUAUCAUUCGACGUUAGAAGUGCAAACUUCACAUGGAUUGAUAUUGCAAAUGCAAGUCGGAAAGAAUUGGCGUAUCACGUUCAAGACAAAAUUGAAUUAGUCCGAGACACAGUGGCCGAACUGAAUGAUUUGUUAACACUGGGAGAAACAUUUGAACAUCGGGGUGGAUUAUUCGAAGUGACAGGGUUCAACGCUCUUAUGAAUGGUCCAAUAUGUCCUGACACUCAAUAUGCACACCAAGAUGGGUACAUAUGCGUAAAUUGUCCUCCGGGAACAUCUCGAGGGAAUGAUAAUCUUCCAGCUACGUGUCGGCCCUGUCCGAGAGGAUAUUACCAGCCAAAUGAAGGAAAAACAGGAUGUCUUGUGUGCGAUAGCGUCAUUAUCACUGAACCGGGAUCAAGAUACUGCCCCGUGUCUCCUUAUGAAGAUAUCUCGACAAGUGGUACAGUGACUUUAAUGUUAAAUGGAGGCACCACGAACGUUUUGAAUGACACCACUACUGAACCGCUUCAGAUAAAUAAAGUCAAUGAAUCGGGUGAGCGUGAUGAAAUCUUAGUAUACGCCAUUGGAGGUGGUGCUGGUGGAUUUGUGUGUUUGGUAUUAGUGGUCGGUCUCCUCGUAUUUCAUUUCAAGAAGAAAAAUCAACAAGAGAAGGAGACAGAGACCAUUUUUGGCGUUGGUGAAUCGGAAAUACCUUCGUCUAGUGGCAUUGACAACUUGCAGGCAGUAGACACCAACGUGGUACUUCAAAGCUAUAAAGAAAAAUCCAAAGAAUAAAACAAAAAAAAAUAACAGCUUUUUAAUUACUUUCAUUACAUGAAAAUAAUACUUUAUAGUAUAUAUCAUGAAUAUUGUAGAAUAUGAUUCUUGGUAAUAGGAUUCAUACAUAAACCUAUUUUGUGUCUACUGGUCCGAGAAUUAUAUAUGUGGACCCGUCCACUCUUGACCACACCCUCAAUACACUGUACACAAUAAAAUUGUUUAGAUCUACUACUAAUAGUAUUCAAAACUAUUAUAGCGCUUAUAUUUGCGUCUCGGGGCGACACUGUCAAGUAAUAUUGCCGCUCGUAUUCAAUGUGUAAAAUAUAUCUUUUCAGACCCCUGUUAUACAAUUUUAUUUAUUCAGUUUCAAAAACUUCACUCAUUGAUUAUUCAAUAUUCAAGAAACCACUGACCAAGCUAUAUCAUAUUCUUGUCACCCCAAUAAAUUGUAUUUUAGAAAUGCAACUAACAGUUAAACUACACUGUGCUUUAGUUAAAAAUAAUAUAAUGAGGGCAAGUAAUAGAAUAGAACCUGUUUAGCAAGGCGAAUAAGUUAAGUGUAGACAUAAUUAUGUAUAAAUCAUUAAUCUACAGGUAUAUUACUAUACGUACAUGUCUCAGAGU